Messenger RNA from Cetraspora pellucida, 355 nucleotides. The record is from the annotation of a GenBank genome assembly. NCBI's taxonomy places the organism in Eukaryota, Fungi, Glomeromycota, Glomeromycetes, Diversisporales, Gigasporaceae.
CUGACCAUGAAAAAGUUUCUCAAUCUACUGUUGUAAGAAUCAAGCAACGCAAGAAAGAAACGGGUACCUUUAGUGACAAACCAAAGCCUGGAUGCCUGAGACUACUUACUGGCUGCUAUGAGCGAAAAGUGUUGUGGUAUAUUCCAACUGGAGAAUGUACCAAUGCUGUUUCUGUUCAAAAAAAACUAAAAACUGAUGAGGGAAUUAUUUUAUCCAACUUUUUUACAAAACCUGUAAAGUAUAAAAACUCAAGUUUUAAGUAUAAUGUUCUUGAAGCUUUUAAUUUAAUUAAAGCUGGAGUUAUCGAAGAAUUAAAUGCUCAAUCGGAAAACAUAACCGAAGAUUUUCAUGUUAG